AUGUGGAAACCACGGUUGUUCUCGACGUUGCGCUGUCUGCAGCAUGAGAACCCUCUGGGACUCCCGCGCUCCGGCGCGCCUCCACAGCUGCCGCGCAUGCAACGCGGUCUGCCCCAGAGACGCAGCAUCAAGGACGUGAAAAAGAUCAUCGCCGUCUCCUCGGCCAAGGGCGGCGUGGGCAAAAGCACUAUUGCUGUCAACCUUGCUCUGAGCUUCGCACGGCGGGGCUACAGAGCCGGCAUCCUCGACACGGACAUCUUCGGCCCAUCCAUACCCACUCUGCUCAAUCUGUCCGGCGAACCGCGUCUGUCAGCCAACAAUCAGCUCGUCCCCCUGUCCAACUAUGGCCUCAAGUCCAUGUCCAUGGGCUACCUCAUACCAGAGUCCUCGCCGGUAGCAUGGCGCGGUCUUAUGGUCAUGAAAGCACUGCAACAGCUACUCCACGAAGUAGAGUGGGGUGGUCUAGACGUGCUGGUGCUGGACAUGCCACCAGGCACUGGCGAUGUGCAACUCACCAUCACCCAGCAGCUAAACCUUGACGGCGCACUCAUCGUGUCGACUCCACAAGACCUGUCGCUGAAGGACGCCGUCAAAGGCGUGGAGCUGUUCAACAAGGUCAACGUGAACCUGCUUGGCCUGGUGUGCAACAUGGCUGGAUUCAAAUGUCCGGGCUGCGGCUCCGUCCACGACAUCUUCGGCAACAUGAGUAAGAUCAGGAACAUGUGUUCCAGGUAUGACCUGAAAAUGUUGGGUGAGAUACCGCUGCACGGUAGCAUCAGCGAUGAUGCUGAUCGUGGGAAGCCCACCGUGAUCGCAGAACCUGAUGGCGAAAGAGCUGCGGUUUUCCUCCACAUCGCACACGAGAUAGAAGCCGCCAUAAGUAUGACCAAGUAG
Messenger RNA from Ascochyta rabiei, 894 nucleotides. RefSeq lists its product as uncharacterized. The transcript is spliced from 4 exons. The record is from RefSeq and is a predicted model, not a curated record. Gene Ontology annotation, molecular function: ATP-dependent FeS chaperone activity; 4 iron, 4 sulfur cluster binding; ATP binding. Bases 1 to 894 code for a protein of 297 amino acids. NCBI's taxonomy places the organism in Eukaryota, Fungi, Ascomycota, Dothideomycetes, Pleosporales, Didymellaceae. Gene Ontology annotation, cellular component: mitochondrion. Gene Ontology annotation, biological process: iron-sulfur cluster assembly; mitochondrial respiratory chain complex I assembly.